Baudoinia panamericana UAMH 10762 is the source of this 1842-nucleotide messenger RNA. RefSeq lists its product as uncharacterized. The coding region runs from base 1 to 1842 and encodes 613 amino acids. The transcript has 2 exons. The record is from RefSeq and is a predicted model, not a curated record. Lineage: Eukaryota; Fungi; Ascomycota; Dothideomycetes; Mycosphaerellales; Teratosphaeriaceae. Gene Ontology annotation, cellular component: nucleus.
AUGGCGACCACACAGCGGCCGACAACCCCUCAAAUCGAACCUUUUCCGCCGCUCGAAAGUGCACCGCGUACACCUUCAUCUCUACCGAGCGGCGCAAACAUUCCCACAACGAAUGGUGGGGCAGAGAAUCCCGAUCUGCUGCGACCGCAUUCACGAAACACUCCGGCGGAUAUCUCGCCGAAGUCUGGCAAGCUAGGCUACUCGCCUGGCACCUCGCCAUUGCCAUUAACCGGCCAGGCUGCCAUGGCAGAGUUGAAACGGCAACGGCAACGACAACAAAAAGACACAUUAGAAUCACGACAGACGAGCCCCAACCCAGUGGUGGGCGCGAUGCACGCGCUGAUGGGAGGGGGCGGCAUGAGCAAGCCUUCUGACGCGCCAGCGCCGGAGAAGCUUAGCGAGCCGUUGCGAAAAGCAGCAGAGAAGAUCAAUAUACCGGAAACCACGCAAGGCGACUCCUUGCAAGCCAGCCCGGUUAGUCUCGGAAGCUUCAGUAGUGUGAUGGGGAGCACAGGUGCUCCGUCUGCCAUGACUGCAACCACAACGGAUGCUACCUCCGGGCCCCAGUAUGUGGCUGAGCCUGCGCACAUGACCGAGAGUGAACCCUACGGGAACGAUAGUCAUCUGACAGUAGCUAGCGAUCAGGCUAACAAGGCAUUCUCGUACCCUGGCCCACCGCCGCAGCAGUCCGUGCAAACUCCGGAAGGUGGACCUUCUCGAGGUAUGAGCUACCCUGGUAUUCAAGGGAGCCCAAAAUCACCUGCAUCGAAUAAACGGCACAAAUGCCCUUACUGCUCCACCGACUUCACGCGACAUCAUAACCUCAAGAGUCACUUACUAACGCACAGCCAAGAGAAGCCGUAUGUUUGCCAGACAUGCCAAGCACGUUUUCGCCGACUCCACGACCUGAAGCGGCAUACGAAACUGCAUACAGGUGAGCGACCGCACACCUGCGACAAGUGCGGCAGGCGCUUUGCGCGUGGGGACGCUUUAGCGCGGCAUAACAAAGGUCCAGGUGGCUGCGCAGGACGAAGGUCUAGCUUGGGUGGCGACGACGAGUUUGGUGAUGGAGAAGGCAUGGAUGGGGUUGAGUACACGGGUGAAGAGGAAGAGGAAGGCGCGGAUCCGCAAGCGCGACGCGUGAGCGAGCCCAGCCGCAAGCGGACCCACCUCGAAGCGCCUCAGGACGCAAACCGAGAAGUCUACAGACAGCACUCGAGCACGUAUCCGCCGAUUGGGGUGCAGCGACCGCACGUGAUGAUGACCGAGUCGCCUAAGCCGCUCUCGCCAGGCCAGCCACCAGAGCAACAUCGGCUCAGCGUCGAUGCAGCAGCAAGCAUUCAACAUCGCAACAGAUCUCCAAGCUUAACCACACAGUUCCAGCAGCAACACUUCGGUCGUGGCGGUGGAGGUAGAACCCCGCCUCAGCCUCUCGCGUCGUUCACCUCAGCGGCACCUGGCCCAGUCAUCUUACCGCCACCAUCAGGGCAACCUCAACCCCGGUCAGGCCUGCCAAGUGCGUUACAAGGCGGAGGGCCGGGCCCCAGCGCGCUUUCUCAUGGACAGGUACCGCCAGCUACGGCCGGAUCCAAUCCAGGUAGCUUGUCAAGUCACGGUCGUUCUUCGGGCAGUAGCAUGCGCGACAUUCUAGCUACGGGUGGAGGCCUGGAACAGAACGAUCUCUGGGGCUACGUUCGAAGCCUGGAACAGCGCUUUACCCGCAUGCAGGACGAGUAUGAACUGCGGAUUAGUCGCUUGCAGGAGGAUGUCAUCUCGCUUAGGGGGCAGUUGUCUGCAUCGCAAGCGGCGAGCUAUAGCAGCGAGAUGCAAGGUCGAUAUUGA